AUGAAGUCCUCAGCAUUUCUAUCAGUAUUGGCGACCUGUACUAGCGGUGCCGUCAUUUCGGCCCGCGAUACUGCAGUCGAUGUGUUGCCAUCAACAUAUAGCUGGGAUGUGAUUAAUUGGCAAGCCGGACUAUCUCAUGGAAACCCCAACGCUCCCCAAACUGGUUGGUAUGUCUUCAACGUGUCUAGCCCAGAGACAACAGUCGAUGGAUCAACAGUACCCGCUUUCUCAGCCCAGUGCCGAGGUUUUGCGGAAAACUUUCCUGUUGAGUCGCCCUUUGCCGACUGCACGUUGAGUGCAGGCGAAGCCGGCUCCAGCGUUCUUGCUCGAGUCUAUCCGACAGGCGACAACACCCAGUGUCAUAUGGCAGUCAGCUAUUUGACUUCCGGAAGCGACGGGAUCCGAAACCUCACCGGCUACACCACCAAGGACUGGGCGCGCGAGAGAGCCCCGUAUAACUUUACUAUUACGGACAUUGAGAUCAAGUAG
Molecule: messenger RNA, 489 nt
Organism: Neoarthrinium moseri
Lineage: Eukaryota; Fungi; Ascomycota; Sordariomycetes; Amphisphaeriales; Apiosporaceae
Exons: 3
Coding region: 1-489 (162 amino acids)
Source: RefSeq, a predicted model, not a curated record